GUCAUCACAUUCCAUGGAAACAUCCAGAUGAAGCCAGAUGAAAAAGCCCUUUAACAAUAUUCCUAAACAACUGCUGGGACUACUGAACUCAGAAACACAGCAAGAGAUUAUAUUUGAAACAUGGCUCAGAGUGACUUCCUCUACCCAGAGAACCCACGGAGAAGGCAGGAAGUAAGCCGUCUUCACCAGCAGCUUCUUGACUGCUUAUCUGAUAGUUUCCAUGCCACUAAUACGCUGACUGAGGUCUUAAACAUGCACUUGGGGUGCAGGCUGGCCUCCAUCGAGAUGAAAAGAGAUGGGACCAUCAAAGAAAACUGUGAUAUCAUCAUCCAAGCCAUGAUGAAAAUCCAAAAGGAAUUGCAAAAGGUUGAUGAAGCACUAAAAGAUAAGCUAGAGCCAACCCUUUACAGAAAACUUCAGGAUAUUAAAGAAAGGGAAACAGAGAAAAUCGCAAUAGUACAAAAGGUCAUUUCAGUCAUCCUGGGAGAAGCUACUUCCGCAGCCAGUGCUGUAGCUGUUAAACUUGUGGGCUCAAAUGUCACAACUGGCAUCAUUAACAAGUUGGUCACUGUGCUAGCUCAAAUUGGCGCUUCUCUCCUUGGAAGUAUAGGAGUUGCUGUUCUUGGCCUUGGCAUAGAUAUGAUCUUCCGUGCCAUCCUGGGAGCAGUGGAGAAAACACAGCUUCAAGCAGCCAUUAAAAGUUAUGAGAAGCAUCUGGUGGAAUUCAAGUCCGCUUCAGAAAAAUAUCAUCAUGCCAUUGUUGAGGUCACCAACACAGUUAAACACCAAAUGAAAUGAACAGCCACUGUGUCAUUGGAAUAUUUUUCUGUUUUUCUCAAUAAUAGUGUUUUGCUGCUUUGAUUAGGUUCAUUUUCCAAGUUUCCAACAUGGACAGAAAUAGAGUUAACAAGUUGGAAAGAUGGUUUAAGGGAUGCUAAAACGAGGACUCCAGAGUUUUGUAUCAACAAUGAAUGCCUAAGUCAGUUGGUGCUAGACCCUGCGAGGUUAAAGAUUAUAUCCCAGGAUACCUUCUUACUCUGCUCUACCAGACCAACAUUAGGUUAAAUGCUAUUGUAGAAGAGCAGGUGUAGGGGUUACCUCUUCCUUUUCUAAUUCACCACUGGCUUCAGACAUCAUUUAUUUCUAAGGGGAUGUACUUAGUAACUUCUGCCUAGACACAAACUGUGGACCUUUGGAUGAAAUAGAAAUACUACCAUAAUUUUGACCUUCAGCUUAAGUCCAAUUUUCAAUAAACCAGAAGAGACUGAAAUCCGGGUUUUAACAAUUUACUUCAAUGAUCAAAGGACGCAAUGGUUGUUACUUCCACUAAUUACACCCUAUAAACUCGAAUGGAUUUUUAAAAGAUAAAAGUUAAAACAAAAGAUAAAGGUUCUGUUUCUAUAAUUGCAAUCAACCCUGACCAACUGCGGUGUGAUGAUUAAAAAGCCCUCAUGUGAAUGUUUGAACACCCUGGAACAUUUUAAAAAACAAACAUGCAAAUCCCAGCUACACGUGCAUAAAAUGCAUUUAGGAUGCAGGGGAGGAAGUUGUUACUCUUUCAGGAAUUUGUCAUUUAAAGGAGAGUCAUAAUUUAUUACCUCAUGAGUUUCCAGAAAAAUGAAAUUUCAUUUUCUACACUAGCAGAAUGGAGGAUGCUGGGGUGCCUGGGUGGCUCAGUCGUUAAGU
Molecule: messenger RNA, 1686 nt
Organism: Zalophus californianus (California sea lion)
Lineage: Eukaryota; Metazoa; Chordata; Mammalia; Carnivora; Otariidae
Gene: SMCO3
Product: single-pass membrane protein with coiled-coil domains 3
Exons: 2
Coding region: 121-798 (225 amino acids)
Source: RefSeq, a predicted model, not a curated record